UCAUUUUCUAUAUUUUUCAAGUGUUUAUUCAUGUAGACUUACAUCGACUAACUGUCACCUGCUACCUAUCUUCCUACUUUAGAGUUUAGUCUUUAGAAUGAAAAAUCCACCGCGCCCACUCGCCGACUCGAUGCCAGUGCCACUGGCACUUUUGAUAGCCUUGGCAUUUGCUGCAUCAGUCGGUCUCACACUGGUUGUACUGGCAUGUGCUCUCAAACCGUUUGGCGUGUGGUGGCCGCUGUUUGUGCUGUUCUUCUUUGUGAUAGCACCCAUCCCAAUGGUGAUUGCACGGCGGUACGUCGAUGAGAUGGCGGUCAGUAGUGUACUCAUCGAGGUCGCGAUGUUCUUGACCACAGGCAUUGUGAUCUCUGCAUUUGCAUUACCCAUCAUCAUGGCACGAUCUCCGAAGGACAACCCCGUUAUCAAGUGGGGAGCCUGUGGUCUGAUAUCGGCUGGAAACGUCGUCGUUUUCGUCACAAUUCUCAGCUACUUCAUCGUAUUCAAUAACGAGGACAUUGACUACAGCAUGUGGUAGCAGAGAGCGUGGCGCGAGCGAGAAACACUGUUCACACGGUCGCGCUAUGCACUACGGCUUGAGGCUCGCCGUCCACGUGUGUUGUGCUGUGCUUUGAAAAGAUUGCUUCACGGAUUGAGGGGCGGAGAGUGCAUCGCUGCUGACUGGCGGGAAAUCCAGCUAAAGUCGUGAGGGCCGUGGCAUUGUGAUUGGCGAAACUAGUCCAGAAUACCGCAAUUGCAAAGUCGCAGCUGAAAUGUCACUCACAAGACACAUUACUGCGCUCGUCGCCUCACUGCCACCUCACUCACUUCACUGCCACCUCUAACGCAACAGUGACAUUGCGUGCAACCUGACCCCUAACCAGUGGUCUGCAGAACUCGCACACUUCAUUUUCUACACGCUACGAAUUAACGUGGCGUUAGCGAUCACUGAGUGACGUGCACACCAGCAGAGACCCUAAGACUCGCUCACCUGCGCAAGCUGUGCAGGUGUUUAAUAGAUGGCGCUGGAGGCAUCGCAGAUUGUCUCGUGCGGGGAAUCGCUGCUACGCUGCAGCGUACACGAGGGCAGACUGAUGGUCACGCGCAGCAGGUUCGAGCGCGCUACUGCCGAGUUCGUCGUGAAACAGACGUGCUGGUUCCCCGAUGGCGAGGCGGCGCCCGAUAGAGGGCGCCCGUGUCGGCUGUCGCUGCUCGACUGCGGCGCGUUCGCGGAGGUGGCGUACGUCGUCGUGGCGCGAGGUGGCGCCCCCUGUG
Molecule: messenger RNA, 1272 nt
Organism: Priapulus caudatus
Lineage: Eukaryota; Metazoa; Priapulida; Priapulimorpha; Priapulimorphida; Priapulidae
Product: leptin receptor gene-related protein-like
Exons: 5
Coding region: 98-535 (145 amino acids)
Biological process (GO): late endosome to vacuole transport via multivesicular body sorting pathway
Cellular component (GO): endosome
Source: RefSeq, a predicted model, not a curated record